UCCCACCAGCCCUCGUCCCGCGUUACCUUGUGCCUGCUUGCUGAGCCAGCUGCCCAACAAAUCGGUACGCCUCGGCUUGGCUGCUACCAUACAACUCCACCACCCCAGCCUUCACCGCUCCCAACAUCUUCCAUGUUACUUGUCCCGGCAAUGACGAAAUCCCCAUCGUCGCCGCCCAUCCCGGCCCUGUACCGCUUCGUCUUUCUCUACCUCGAACCUGUUUCAACUCUGGCUGGCGCUGUCUACGCACACUGGUUCCAGCACGAUUACCUUAUUCUAACUCACGCUGCUUCAGCCCCCUCGCACCAGCCGCCGCUCGGGACCUCCAUCGCUUUGACCCAGCUGGCGAACCUGUAUCUGCUGCUCUGCCUCAAUGAAGCCCUGGUUCUGAGAGCCACAGACGACACCAAGCUCUGGAAGACGUUUCUGUUCGGUCUGCUGGUGGCCGAUCUGGGCCAUCUGUAUUCAGUCCGUCUGGUAGGCUCUUGGGUCUACUGGCAGUUCUGGAACUGGAACAAAAUCGACAUUGGCAACGUUCCCUUCGUCAUUUUCCUCGCCAUUGUCCGGACCCUGUUCAUCUGGGAUGUGGGGUUUCCCGCUGCCAACGGUCCCAGAUCGAGGAAGCGCGCGUGACGAAAUGGAGUAGUACAUCUGACAGCAUCUCAACCAAGGAAAUAUUUCCAAGCAGCAAAGGAUUUUCCUCCCAGGCAUAUCUUCGCCGGUUCUUUCUAUUUCAUUACUCAACCUUCGCCAUGCACACCAUACACCUACGUGAUCGUUCCCGCUCUAUCCGCCAUCUACCCCAGACCCACCUCCAGGCCUUUUAAUAACACGGAAUUCCUGAGAGGCUGAGUCACAGUUACCGUGAUCCCGCUUCUUGCCAAACUUAGCCGCUUCUGGUGGCAGCCAGAAUGUGUACUACUCGUCUAAGCGCCUGUUGUACGACUUCAACGCUGAACAGGCUUACGUCUUACACCGCCAUGCCCCAAAUAGAGAAGCUGUGCAUUUGCGUUUGCAUUGGCAUACCUGUAUGUGUAUACCGAGGUAUGUAUGUACAAUUUGCAAAGUCAAAAGUUAUCAUCCGACGUCGUCUUUCUAUCGUUUCAAAUGUCCAUGUUUCGCGAUACCGCUCUAGUGUUUCUGCAGCAACCUCUCCCCAAUCCUUGGUGACUGUCAUUCGAGCUCAUGAUCCUUCGUAGUAUAGCAGAGGUAGAUAUAUGUGCAUGUCAUUCGAUCUCAUCCUCUGAAACAAACGAACGUGCUUGGAAACCCCGACAAGAAACAUUCUACCCCUCAAAUCAUACAUCUUCCUGUCAUCAUCAUGACCAUCAUACUUGAUCUCUUACAUUUCUAUUCUCGGCGACCUCGGGACAUGCUCGUUCUCCACCGGCCUUCUGCA
Molecule: messenger RNA, 1399 nt
Organism: Periconia digitata
Lineage: Eukaryota; Fungi; Ascomycota; Dothideomycetes; Pleosporales; Periconiaceae
Source: the annotation of a GenBank genome assembly